Hydatigera taeniaeformis is the source of this 420-nucleotide messenger RNA. The record is from the annotation of a GenBank genome assembly. NCBI's taxonomy places the organism in Eukaryota, Metazoa, Platyhelminthes, Cestoda, Cyclophyllidea, Taeniidae.
AUGGAAGCACUAAUCGCUACCGCAGGUCCGCCUUUGGGUGUUGUAAAGAAGGCUGCACUCGGGCAGGCUACAACAACAUUUCUACUCAAACGUGUCAGAGUUUUGGCUUGCAGCAGUUUAACCGAGUCUGUGGCUUCAGUGGAAGUCGACGAAGAUGAUGACGAAGAUGAAGACGAUGAUGACGAAGAUGAUGACGAUGUUGUCGAUGAGCAGGUGCAUAUAGAAGGUGAGGAGCACGAACAUGAUGAUUUUGAUGAAGAAGAAGAUGAUGAUGAAGAUGACGAAGACGGACAUGAAGUUGAAGACGAACUUGAGGAAGAAGAUGGUGAUUUGCAGGAGCAGGAAGAUCUGGAGGUAGAGCUCGAAUUGGAGUCACUCCAGCAGCAACAACAGCAGCAGCAAGGACUCUUGCCUGGAUAG